CACCAGCGAUACCGUCAUUCCUGCCUCCUCUGCAGCUGCGACUUACAGCAAUGUCCCCUCGUCAUCUGUCCAACAACAGCCACUUUUAAACGACACUACAGAUCUCACUGCCGAUACUAGUCUCGGUCAACGGCACCCGCCGUCUUCUUUAGAAGACCACACCACCUCUUUACUACCGGCCUUCUCAGUUCCAGAGGCCAUCUCUUCGUCUGCAGAUCCUGACACAGCCAUGAUCUUCUCAGACUUUUACAAAGGGCCGCGGUCCCCUUUGUCUAGACUGCGUGGACAGAGUCCUCAGUCGCGAAAUCAAUCAGCAAACUCACCUCCUUGGCUUGCUCCCGAAUUUGAAGACCUGCUCAGCAAAGACAAGUACGCGCAGAAGGAUGCUAUCAAACGAUACUUAGCCGCCAAGGUCAGGACCAACUGGGGCUUUCAGUGGCCCCCGGUCAGCAAGUCUGAAAAGAAAACCGCAGAGAGGCCUUCUGAUUCGGAUGAACCAAGGAAUUCUACCGCAAAGGAUUCAGAACCUGAAGCAAUUAGGGUCGAUUCGGCCAAAGAUAUGCGAGAUCAGGCUUCUGAGGAUGCUGGCUACGCUGUUGAUAGCAAUGAUUUGAGCGAGGACCCUUCGAAUCAUGAAGACAUCGACGACGACAACGACGACGAUACGGAUUCAAUCUAUAGCGUUGUAUCAGAAGAUGCUGUCAAUUACCGUCCCCGCAUGGAAUGGUAUUCUGACCUUUCUGACGACGAGGCUGCCAUUACUUCUCUGGACAAGCUCGAGGCCACCGAUAAUGCCACCAAAAUCUCGAUCUUGGAGAAGCGAGCUCAACGCCGGAGAGCUGCUAGAGAUGAAAUGACGUGGAAUGAGGGAUUGGCAUGUUUCGAGGCACGGCGAAACGCUUGGACCGGCGCAAAGACCGUUCGCGUGCGCAGCAAACCAGUCUCCUCACCACCCGUGUCUCCUCGUUCUCCCCGGCGCUUUUUCUUCCGCCGCUCCAUCUCAGGAUCACCACCUUCGGCGGCUUUGAUCGAGCCGAACCCGCUUGGAAAUAGCCCUACAGGCACGAUAUCCGACAUCUCAUCCAUGAGCAAGCAAGGCUCUAGGGACUCUGACCGCGUCUCCGAUCGCUUGUUACCAGUUCAGACGUUGCUCCCUAUCCCACCCCCCAUCCUACCUCCCAACAAUUCAUUCCGAGCUUCCAUCACCCCUGCGAUUUAUCUUAGCCUCUAUGAUAAGGUCAUUCUCAACAAUUUACAACCGUCAUGCCCGAUCAACCUAGCGGAUAUGAUUCGUUCUUGCGUUACAGGAUGGAAACGUGACGGCGAAUGGCCUCCCAAACCAUCGGCUCCCGAGCCCAUUGUCGUUGCCAUGCGGCGUAAGAAGGCUAAGAAGGCAUCGACAACCACAGGGGGUUCUGUCGGCAUUACUGCGCGGAGACUGAGCUUUGGGCUGCUUGGCCGCGAUAAGGACGACGAAUAUCACGCCGGCAUGGGCAUUCGCAAAAGCCUUCAAAAAGUGCUUGGUUUGGGGGCACAACCGGAUGGCCAACACCAUUGAUCGUCACAUUUCGAAGGACAUAUAAGGUCCGAUGGCUGGCGCCCGACGAGGAGAUGAUGACUUCGACUAUUGUAUAAUGGCCUAGGACAUGAAAAGAUGUAAUGGGAGGCAGCGGCGUCUAGAGAAACUGGAAAUUGCCUUUUUGGUAUAAUGCCUGGGGGUGCUUUUUGUUUAUGACAUGCAGACACUGUAUUGGUGAGGUCUGUCUUAUAUACCCACUCAAGCGUAUAGGUUUGGCGAAGAAAAGGGAUUGGAUGGCUUCCGCUGCUCAUGGACUUUUUCUUUACAUUUUUUUUUAUGAUGAACGAAUAUUCUCUUAUACCGGGAGUGAGCAGCGAUUCUACUUAUAAUCCCCUCCUGAAAAUACGGGUAGGAGGGCGAUGAAGCUGGUGUAUGGAUUUUGCAUUUUCGCUCGGCGUUGCAUAGUUGGUAUGGGGCUUCAAAUAUCUCUUCUCAGCGUCUCUUUUUUUUUUGUUUCCUGUGACCUAUAAUAUACCUACGUGAAUAAUAUAUACACAUCGCAUC
Messenger RNA from Trichoderma virens Gv29-8, 2083 nucleotides. RefSeq lists its product as uncharacterized. The record is from RefSeq and is a predicted model, not a curated record. The coding region runs from base 230 to 1558 and encodes 442 amino acids. The transcript has 2 exons. NCBI's taxonomy places the organism in Eukaryota, Fungi, Ascomycota, Sordariomycetes, Hypocreales, Hypocreaceae.